AUGCUGAAGGUAGCUUGCUUACCAAGCCACCCACUUGAUAAGCUAGUCACCAGAAAGAAGCGGCGAGGACGUGAAGCUUCCCUCCCCCCUGUAGUCGAAGUACUCGGCGCUACUUUGAUUCAAAAGGUAACCGACGGUUCCCGACUUUCUCCGGUUUCCGCAACCGUAAUCAUUUGUCACUCCAUCCAUAAACCUUUUUUUCAAUAG
Molecule: messenger RNA, 207 nt
Organism: Lathyrus sativus (Indian pea)
Lineage: Eukaryota; Viridiplantae; Streptophyta; Magnoliopsida; Fabales; Fabaceae
Source: the annotation of a GenBank genome assembly